Messenger RNA from Verticillium nonalfalfae, 621 nucleotides. RefSeq lists its product as uncharacterized. Lineage: Eukaryota; Fungi; Ascomycota; Sordariomycetes; Glomerellales; Plectosphaerellaceae. The coding region runs from base 1 to 621 and encodes 206 amino acids. The transcript has a single exon. Gene Ontology annotation, biological process: vesicle fusion with Golgi apparatus; endoplasmic reticulum to Golgi vesicle-mediated transport. The record is from RefSeq and is a predicted model, not a curated record. Gene Ontology annotation, cellular component: trans-Golgi network.
AUGGACGACUCGGACCUCGCAGGCCCCAUCCUCGCCUUCUUCCUGUUCGGCACCUUCCUGCUCUUCUCCGGCAAGAUCCACUUUGGCUUCAUCUACGGCCUCGCCGCCCUCGGCUCCGUCUCGCUGCACCUCAUCCUCUCCCUCAUGACGCCCACCGAGCUGGGCCCCCACGAAGCCGACUCGCACACCCACCCCUCGGCCGCGCAAUACCCCGGCGGCAGCGGCGUCGGCGUCGUGCCCGGCGGUGCCGCCCCGGGCAUCGGCAUCAGCGGCGGCGGCGGCGGCAGCGGCCCCGGCAAGCCGGGCCACUUCUCGACGACGCUGACCUUUGCGCGCUCGAGCUCCAUCCUCGGCUACUGCCUCCUGCCCCUCGUCGCCACGAGCCUGCUCGGCAUCCUCAUGCCCAUGGACACGCCGCUCGGCAUCGUCAUCACGAGCGCCGCCAUCCUGUGGUGCACCUACGCCGCGUCCGGCAUGUUCGUCGCCAUCGGCCGCAUGAUGAGCAUGCGCCUCCUCAUCGCCUACCCGCUCGCCCUCUUCUACGUCGGCUUCGGCAUCAUGGGCGUCUUCAGCUCGCGGGGGAGCACCCUUGCUGCGGCGGCGGCUGGGCUGAAGGCGUAG